AUGGUUAAUCACCUUAGUGUUGCCAGGAUAACUUUUUCAACCCCUGACGACUCUCAUCACUAUGGGAUAUACAAGAAAGCGGUAUUUGCCUCAGAGAAACAAGAGGUAGUUACAUGGUCACUGUUCGAGGAGAAGCAGAAAAUCGUCCACAAUUUCCUUGAUGCCAUUGUGCCCAGGCAAAACUCUACUCGCCCUCCUCUGUUUCGCCUCGGGAUCGACGUGUCAUUUCACCUGCGUACCUUGUCUUGUAUCCUAUUUGGAAUCAAUCUACGCCCACUCUUUCGGUCCAAGACAACUCAACCGCCUCUACUACUGAAACAUAUCCCAUGGGCCUUACCCCUAGUCGCAGCAGCGGAAACUACUGCUCCGGCCCCCUUGCGCCCCUCAUGGAGCAGGCCAUGCCCGAGAGGAGACAUCGCAGCGGUUGAGAUUCUCGCUAACCUUACGCAUUGGUUCAAAGUUAUCGACAUCAUUGACCGUCUCGUCGCCAACGGCCUCACAGCUGGAACAAUUGCGCGCAUUAUCACCAGGUUCCAUGCCCUACCAUACAUGGCUGACUAUCCACGCAAUUCCACUACGAAGAUGACGCAAUUCUCCAUACAACGCACUAGUUACGGGAUAGAUUGGGACAUGACUGAUUUGGACGGAAGUGACUUUCUCAAUCCUUGUAGCACAUCGGAAGGAGCGUGGAAACAAGCGCGAUGUGGCGACACUCUUGAUUUGACGCGCUGUGUACUAUAUUCGAUCAAAUAUUCGGAUGAUUGGGACCAAUUCCAAAGCAAUUUGGGGAGGAGCGAGAAAGUUGUCGGCCACCAUCCAAGCACACUUUCAGAGGGCAAAGGAAGUGAUGCUGCCCCGUACCGACUCGAGGCUCCCAAUCUCGGUGCCGGAGGAAGAGGCUAUGUAAUUGGCAAAGUUGAAAAGCUGAAUGAUUUAGACGAGAACAAGGAAGAAGAAGAAGAAGAAGAAGGGAUUCAGACUGUCCUCUACUACAAAUCACUAGACUCAGGCAAGGUUACAAAUGGCGAGAAGGAGAGUUCUGAAGACAAGGGAUUCAAGCUAGCUGUCGAGAAUGACGAUGCAUCCAAAGACAUCCCACAUGACAGUGGUAUGCCUACAGACUCUCUAAACGGUUCUGUCCCUCAAACCUCACCCUCGUCCCUCUAUCAUACAAAGUGCACGCACGUCCAGAGGGACUCAGCUGGCCCAGAAAUUGAACACCCUACCCACCGAUACUCCAAGAAUGUCCCGGUGUUCCUCCAACAACCUUAUACUGACCUUCCACAACACCACCUUAUCAUCGCGAACUCCAAUGUCUUUGUCUUCACCGAAGAAGGAGCGACAGACUGCUCAAAUAUAUUCCCUCCCACGAGCCCUACCAACCGAUUGGUUGGAGGGCAUUCGCUGGGCGAACAACCAGCAUUUUGCGUUUGGGUCGAUGUCGUGGAAUUGGAAGCAUCAGAUCCAGUCACUCUAGUAGAGCGAGGAGGUUUUUGUGAGUGGGAAAAUGCAGGAGGAGGAUGGAAAAGGGUUGAGGUGGCGGUAAGACUAUACGGAGAGGGGUUUAAUGGGUUUAUUAGAUGUCUGAGAGUCCUCACAUUUGAUGGAGUUAAUAGGAUUUUAGAGCAAACCUUGGAUCAAGAAGCCACGAUACUAUUGUGUGACAUUACAAUUUUGUUGAAUAUUUGUUUUGCUUCUCUAGAGGCGCAGGAAAAUACAAUAUCACACUAUCACGGGCAUGAAAUCACACCAUCACAUGGCAACAUGAGUCCUCCAAGGAGGCUUUCACUUCACGCCCCAACCUCGCGAUGGACUUGGGAGUUCUUUCUUCGCCCUUAUACCUUCAACUGCAACAUUUCAACCGAGUUUUUGACUUCGACCCCAAAACUUGAUUCUACCGUAAGAAUGGUGGGCCAUCACUUCGCAGGGACCUUUGACUCCUUCGGGAGAAAUGCGCCUUCAAAAAACGUGCCAUUCCCAGAGUCCGCCAACAUCACUGCCGUCGAGCUUCUCACCUUUCUCCCCCUCUCACUCAAGUCGCCAGAUGUCGUAUUCCGUCUCAUCUCAAACGGCGGCUCCCGUUUCAUCAACAAAAUCGUCAACACCGUCCGCGAGCUCGAGCGACCGUGGCCUAGCAACUCAUGCGGAAUCAUGUUGAGGAACACUAUGAGGCAGUCCGGUUAUAAGAAUUGGUCGAUCACGACCCACGAGAAAUGGCACAAAAAGGUCGCGGCUGAGUGGGACGAGAAGAAAUUGAACGUGGCAGGCUUCCAAACCCCCUCUGAGAAGCUUCAGAGGUCACCUCCACGUCUGCCGAUUCCGUUCGCGGAUCUAGCUCUCGAUGUCAAGAAGUUUCCAGAAGGCGACGAUGCGCUGGAUCUUACGCGAAUGGUUAAAUUUGCGAUGGAGAAUCCGGAGGAGGAAUAUUGGUAUCCUACUGAUUACGAGAAACUCCUCAAGCAUCUGGGCGGCCCGCUCGAGGUGAAAGAUGAGCAUACGGACCGUCAAGUGUUUAAGCGCUGGGAAGGUGUGUCUUCUCCAAUGAAGCCGAAACAGACGCCCACACCGAAGCGAAAGAGGACUCCGAAGAUCGGGGAGAAGCGGUCGCGCGGUAGACCUAGAAAGCGCCUCAGACUCACUGAGUCGGCAGAGCCUGGGUCGCCAGACCUGGACGCUCUAGAGUCAGAGCCAGAGCUAGAACUGGAAUCCUCGUCUGAAGUGGAGCUCAUACCAAUCAUGGAGGUCAAUAAGGAAGAGAAGCACACUGAAUCGCAGCCCAGAGUCUACAAGUACUAUUGGCCGCUCCAAUUUGGCUUCCCACCACCUCCAAGUGAGUCUCUUUCCGACGAGACAUUGAGUCUCCUCUUCUGGGCCGAGGGAGACCCCUUUGAGACCGACCCACUGAGUCCGUAUGCAUAUGGAGGGCCCCGCCGCUUUCCCCCGUACCGGGAACUGUAUAGGCUCAAGGAACCCCAUCCGGAUGAUAUGAGUGGAUGGGCAGAGAACGUCAGGUGGGCAAAAGAGCAGGCCUUCGUUUAUCGAGUUGGGUCAUGGAAUGAGAGUCCCGACCACCAGGGUCUCAUAUUCAGCUAUCGAAAGCAGCAGGCCUGGUAUUCCAAGGAAUUCAUCGAGGCAGAUAUGAAAGAGCAGGAGCAGAAGAAGUUGGAAGGGGAGCGGCAAAUGCACGAAUAGAACGUGCCGGAGGUUUCUCGCACUCACCAGGUGGUGGAUGAUCAUUACUCUGGUUGGCGGAACUAAAUGAAGAGGGCUAAAGUACGAGGAUGCUCGAUUGGGCAAAACCAAGCGAUGCAGAUGGUUUGU
Messenger RNA from Lindgomyces ingoldianus, 3321 nucleotides. RefSeq lists its product as uncharacterized. NCBI's taxonomy places the organism in Eukaryota, Fungi, Ascomycota, Dothideomycetes, Pleosporales, Lindgomycetaceae. Bases 1 to 3192 code for a protein of 1063 amino acids. The transcript is spliced from 17 exons. The record is from RefSeq and is a predicted model, not a curated record.